GCCGUAGUACUGUACCCAUCAAUCUUAUUGGGUCUUUUUGUGGCAGUCUCUUCCCCAGAUAGCUGCAGACUGAGCAGCACACUGUUCCUGGUUUGUUUCUUGCCUGGAGUUGGUCCUAGCCAGUUUCGUCUUCCCCAGAGUUCAUCCUGGUUUUCGUGUGAUAGUCCAGGAGUGGGGUCGACCAGCCAGAUGAAUUGGGACUUGGGUUGGGCCUGGAUUGGGUCCUGGGGUUGGGCCUGCAGAGUACUCCGAGUAGCAGGUUUGAUCCUGUUUUGUGACCUGGAGUAGGCGCGGGGGUAAGCUCUGGAGUUGGCCCAUGCAUUGGUCCAGGAGCUAGCUACCGGUAGCAAGGGUUUGGGCCUCGUGUUGGUGGUUCGGUAGGUAGCGUCGCGUGUUACGGGGCAAUGUGCGACGGUCGAUCUGCUGUCCAACCGAUUGCGAAGUACGUCAUCGCACAUCAACUUAGUAAACAGGGAGCGGUGAGGAUUGAUGCCCAUGAGCAGCCGCAGCGAGAGGAGCGCAUCAACAGCACCAUCAUCGAUCCCUUGUGGAGAAUCAACACACCAACAACGAAGUGGAGUCUUGUAUCACCAUGAUGAAGGGACUUGUCACACUGAUCGCUCUCUGCAGCUCCGUGCUGUCAGUUGUAGACGGCUAUGCCUUUGUUCCAAGGGCGUCGUCCGUCACGAGUAUCCGUUCGUCGUCGACUCUCACCAUGAAGGUGUUUGACUGGAAGCGUCGAGAGGCGGACGAAUCCACUAUCAACGAUCUGGACAACUUUCAAUUCACUCUCGACAACCUCAGGCCUGCUCCAGGAUCUCGUCAACGCAAAAAGCGCAAGGGACGUGGUAUUGCUGCUGGACAAGGUGCCACUUGCGGUUUUGGAAUGCGUGGUCAAAAGGCCCGAUCUGGACGUCCGACACGUGCUGGAUUCGAGGGAGGACAAAACCCUCUCUACCGUCGUCUCCCCAAAUACGUUGGACGGCCGAUGGGACCUGGUCACUCCAAGACCAUCUACAAUUUAAUCAAGUUGGAGGAACUCAACGAUGUUGCUGCUGGAAGUACUUGCAGUUUUGAAUCUCUUUUGGAGGCCAAGGCUAUCACCAAAGCCAAGCACGGUAUCCACAAGAUUGUUGUUGGAAAGGGAGAAUUCACCGCCAAGGACAUUACUGUGCAGGCACAUGCGUUCACUGCCGCUGCUCGCGAGUCCAUUGAAGGUGCUGGAGGCAAGUGUGAACUCUUGAAGCCCACCACUGGUGAAGUCAUCGAAGCAUAAAACAAGUAGUAUCAUAGUAUGAAAUAGUCAAAAUAGAUGUUGACGGAAGAUG
Molecule: messenger RNA, 1328 nt
Organism: Seminavis robusta
Lineage: Eukaryota; Bacillariophyta; Bacillariophyceae; Naviculales; Naviculaceae
Source: the annotation of a GenBank genome assembly